UCUGUUUCCUUGUUUAGAAACGAGUGUGUUCUCAGACCAGAUCUCCAUUGUUGUCUUCCUUCUUCUUCUUCUUCUUCCUCUUCUCAUGGUCACCAUUCCCAAAUCUAUACAUUCACAAUUCUCACUUCAAUUCUCUCAAAUCUGAAAUUUUCAGCUAAGCUAACACUACUCUAGAUCUGAAAAUCUGAAACUUUGAAUUCGAUUUUCAGAUCUGGUGAACUUACUCGAUCUCGACGACAAUGGAGAAAUCAUGUACUUUACUCGUUCAUUUCGACAAAGGAACUCCAGCUCUAGCCAACGAGAUCAAUGAAGCCUUACAAGGAAGCGAAAUCGAAUACAAGAUCGACGCUAUGAAAAAAGCUAUCAUGCUUCUUCUCAAUGGCGAAACCAUUCCUAAUCUCUUCAUCACCAUUAUUCGCUUUGUUCUUACAUCUGAAGAUCAUACUAUGCAGAAGCUUCUCCUUUUGUAUUUGGAGAUCAUCGAGAAGACUGAUUCGAAAGGUAAAAUCCUUCCUGAGAUGAUUCUUAUUUGUCAGAAUCUUCGUAACAAUCUUCAGCACCCUAAUGAGUACAUCCGUGGUGUUACUCUUCGAUUCCUUUGCCGUCUUAACGAACCGGAGAUCGUCGAGCCUCUUAUUCCUUCGAUUCUUCAGAAUUUGGAGCACCGUCAUCCCUAUGUUCGUCGUAACGCGGUUCUCGCCGUUAUGUUUGUUUACCGUCUUCCUGGUGGUGACCAAAUGCUGGUUGAUGCGCCGGAGAUUAUUGAGAAGUUUCUCACUUCGGAACAGGAUAAUUCGAGUAAGCAUAAUGCGUUUCUCAUGCUCUUUACUUGUGCUCAAGAUCGUGCUGUUAAUUAUCUUUUUACUCAUAUUGAUAAGAUUAUCGAUUGGGGUGAACAGCUUCAGAUGGUUGUAUUGGAAUUGAUUAAGAAAGUUUGUAGAACUAAUAAGGGAGAGAAAGGAAAGUAUAUUAAGAUUAUUAUAUCUCUAUUGAAUGCACCUUCUAGUGCUGUUAUCUAUGAAUGUGCUGGGACUCUUGUUUCGCUUUCCUCCGCCCCAACCGCGGUUAGGGCCGCGGCCAGUACUUACUGCCAGCUUCUGUUAUCUCAGAGUGAUAACAAUGUCAAGCUCAUUGUGCUUGAUAGACUUAAUGAGCUUAAGGCUUCUCAUAGGGAGAUUAUGGUUGAAUUGGUUAUGGAUGUGCUUAGAGCUCUUUCGAGUCCGAAUGUUGACAUUCAGAAAAAGACACUUGAUAUUGUGCUUGAUUUGAUUAACCAUAGAAAUGUAGAUGAGGUUGUUCUUAUGUUGAAGAAAGAGGUUGUCAAGACUCAGAGUGGUGAGCAUGAGAAGAAUGGUGAGUAUAGGCAGAUGUUGGUGCAAGCUAUCCAUACUUGUGCCAUUAAGUUUCCUGAGGUUGCAAGCACUGUUGUUCAUCUUUUGAUGGACUUUUUGGGUGACAGCAAUGUCGGUUCUGCUAUUGAUGUGGCUGUUUUUGUACGGGAGAUUAUUGAAACCAACCCGAAGUUGCGUGUUUCUAUUAUUACGAGGUUGUUGGAUACUUUUUACCAGAUUCGUGCUUCCAGGGUUUGUGCUUGUGCUCUUUGGAUUAUUGGCGAGUACUGUCUGUCUCUUUCGGAAGUUGAGGGUGGAAUAUCGACCAUCAAGCAAUGUCUUGGGGAUUUACCGUUCUUCACAGCUUCUGAGGAUGUUGAGGGUCAGGAUACUCAGAAGACCGCACAGCCUGUGAAUUCCACUACUGUGUCCUCUAGGAGGCCCGUGGUUCUUGCGGAUGGUACCUAUGCAACCCAGAGUGCUGUACUGGAAACAGCCCUGUCUCCACCGACACUUGUCCAUGGCUCGGCUUCCAUUGGAAAUUUGAGAUCUCUUAUUCUCUCUGGUGACUUUUUUCUUGGGGCAGUUGUGGCUUGCACAUUGACAAAGCUUGUCUUGAGACUGGAAGAAGUCCAGACAUUAAAAACUGAAGUUAACAAAGCAUCAACACAAGUUUUGUUGAUCUUUGUCUCUAUGCUUCAAUUGGGUCAAUCCUCAGCCCUUCCACAACCUAUGGAUAAUGAUUCUCACGAGAGGAUUGUAUUGUGUAUCAGAUUGUUAUGCAAUACGGGUGAUGAGGCUAGAAAGAUAUGGCUGCAGUCCUGCAGAGAAAGCUUUGUGAAAAUGCUUGCGGAUAAGCAGCGUCGUGAAACAGAGGAAUUGAAAGCUAUGGCUCAAAUAUCUAAUGCACAACCAGAUGACCUUAUUGAUUUCUACCAUUUGAAGAGCAGGAAGGGUAUGAGCCAGCUUGAGUUGGAGGACGAGGUUCAAGAUGAUCUCAAACGUGCUACCGGAGAGUUCACAAAUGAUGGAGAUGAUGCAAAUAAACUCAAUCGCAUUAUUCAACUCACAGGAUUCAGUGAUCCUGUUUAUGCAGAAGCAUAUGUCACAGUUCACCAUUAUGACAUUGUACUAGAUGUUACUGUCAUUAACCGAACCAAGGAGACACUCCAGAAUUUAUGUUUGGAGUUGGCCACUAUGGGUGAUCUCAAACUUGUAGAGCGUCCUCAGAACUAUACACUCGCUCCUGAAUCAAGCAAACAGAUUAAGGCCAACAUUAAAGUAUCCUCUACUGAAACAGGAGUUAUUUUUGGUAACAUUGUGUAUGAGACCUCUUCAAAUGUACAUGACAGAAUGGUCAUUGUCCUCAAUGACAUCCAUAUUGAUAUCAUGGACUACAUCUCCCCUGCAUACUGUGCUGAUGUGGCGUUCCGAACAAUGUGGGCUGAGUUUGAGUGGGAGAAUAAGGUUGCUGUUAAUACCGUUAUUCAAAGCGAGAAGGAAUUUCUAGACCACAUCAUAAAAUCCACAAACAUGAAGUGUCUGACUCCUCUAUCUGCACUGGAAGGGGAGUGCGGUUUCCUCGCCUCCAACUUGUACGCAAAGAGUGUGUUCGGGGAGGAUGCUUUGGUGAAUGUAAGUAUCGAAAAGCAAACCGAUGGUAAGCUAAGCGGGUACAUCAGGAUAAGAAGUAAAACGCAAGGUAUUGCUCUGAGUCUCGGGGAUAAGAUCACCUUGAAACAAAAGGGUGCUGCUUGACCUCCCCGAACAGACCACAUUCGUCGGUUUUUGCAUCUUCUCAUACCCUUUUUUAUCCCCUUUCUUAAUCUGCCAAAUAAUGUUGUUAUAUGUUUACAUGGAGAUUCAGUUUUGCUAUGAAUUCUUUUGCCUUGUUGUUACUUCAAGUUGUUUUAAUUUCAGAUAUAGACAAAAAUAUUGUUGUUACCAUUCAUCAAGACAGGCUUUUAAAUUUUCACAUCAAAUUUGUAGCAAUACAACAUUUUUUCCCAUCAAUAUAUUAUUCAUAAGUUGUAAUA
Molecule: messenger RNA, 3367 nt
Organism: Cannabis sativa
Lineage: Eukaryota; Viridiplantae; Streptophyta; Magnoliopsida; Rosales; Cannabaceae
Product: coatomer subunit beta-1
Exons: 4
Coding region: 240-3089 (949 amino acids)
Biological process (GO): intra-Golgi vesicle-mediated transport; intracellular protein transport; endoplasmic reticulum to Golgi vesicle-mediated transport
Cellular component (GO): cytoplasm; COPI vesicle coat
Molecular function (GO): structural molecule activity
Source: RefSeq, a predicted model, not a curated record